Molecule: messenger RNA, 902 nt
Organism: Sinocyclocheilus anshuiensis
Lineage: Eukaryota; Metazoa; Chordata; Actinopteri; Cypriniformes; Cyprinidae
Product: zona pellucida sperm-binding protein 3
Exons: 8
Coding region: 19-873 (284 amino acids)
Biological process (GO): positive regulation of acrosome reaction; binding of sperm to zona pellucida; egg coat formation
Cellular component (GO): extracellular matrix
Molecular function (GO): acrosin binding
Source: RefSeq, a predicted model, not a curated record
AGAGUGACGUACUCCAACAUGCUGAUCUAUGACCGACGGCCGGAGCUGCCGUUCAUUUCCCAAUCGGUUCAGUGCGUCUAUGACUCAGCUGUAAGCAAGAUGACAGCAUUCAGCGCUGUGGAAGAUGAGAAUGAAGGACUGGCGAUCUUCAGCAUGGAGCUUAUGAACGGUGAUUUCAGUGCUCCGGCUCCGUCUAUGAGGUUCCAGCUUGGGUCCAUUAUUCCCAUCAGAGCCACGGUGGAGUCACGGAGCCACAGGCCGCUGAAAAUCUUCAUGGAGAGCUGUGUGGCUGCCACGGAUGCCAACAUCAGCCAUGCCGCUCAGGUGCAUCCCAUCAUCGCCAACGUCGGGUGUCUGAUGGAAAGUAAAUCAGGAAACUCCAGCUUUCUGCCGAGGCGUCAUCCUGCUGAAAUACGCCUCUAUCUCCAAGCCUUCAAGUUUGCUCUUGGACAGAAUAUUUUCCUGCACUGUGAUCUGGAAGCGUGGGACAUCCAGCGUGUGGACAGGAAGGCGUGUCACUACAUGCAGCAGCAGCGCAGAUGGGAGCUCCUGGAUGAUCCGUCCCAGAGCUACGCGUGUUCCUGUUGCGAGUCCACGUGCUUCUGGAGGACAGACUCCACGAAAGGCAUGUCAGCUCGUAAAGUUUUGGGGCCAUUUGUGAUGGAGGAUGAAUCUCAGAGCGACACAUCUCUGGACACACAGUCUAGCACUGAACAUGGUCUGACUGAAGCUCUGCUGUGGCUGCUGGUGGUUUCGGUGGCAGCAGCGCUGGUGACCAUCAUGGGAGUUUUGGCCGUGAGCUACUACCUGUGUUUCUGGAGAGGAGGACGCUUAGGCUACAGACCCAGCAGAGAUCUGCUCACCAAAUACUGAUUAGCUUUUAAUAAAUAUUUUGAACUGGU